AUGGGACAGGCUGAGAGCGCUUGUUUCUUUGGAGCGAGAAAGAGCAAGAGCCAGAGCAAAGGGAAGAGAUCGUCGACCUCGCUGCCGAUCGGGGAAGGGCAACCCCGGGUCAGAGGCCGCCCAGCCUCUCCGAGAGCAAAGCCCACUCUGCUUCAGCCUUCAGCCCUUGAUUUUCGACCAGAUGUCCGCCACGGCUUCCUCAGUCAUCUCUACGCGGCUCUGGACCAGAGGAAUACACACUUUGUGGAUCGCGAGGAGCUCUGGAAAGGAGAGGAAAUAUCUCCGGCGCUUAUGAGGGCGAUCAAGGAAUCGCGCAUCGCGAUCAUUGUCUUCUCUGAGAACUACGCCUCCUCACCGUGGUGUUUGGAAGAGCUCUUGAAAAUCAUGGAGUGCAAGGAGCAAAACGACCUGAUGGUGGUGUUCCCAGUGUUUUACAAAGUGGAACCGAGAGAAGUGAGAGGGGGCAGAGAGAGUUAUAAGAGAGCUAUGGAUAACCAUGAGUCCAAGUUCGGGAAGGAUUCAGAGAAAGUGAAGAGAUGA
Molecule: messenger RNA, 540 nt
Organism: Eucalyptus grandis
Lineage: Eukaryota; Viridiplantae; Streptophyta; Magnoliopsida; Myrtales; Myrtaceae
Product: TMV resistance protein N-like
Exons: 2
Coding region: 1-540 (179 amino acids)
Biological process (GO): signal transduction
Source: RefSeq, a predicted model, not a curated record